Molecule: messenger RNA, 1587 nt
Organism: Acanthocheilonema viteae
Lineage: Eukaryota; Metazoa; Nematoda; Chromadorea; Rhabditida; Onchocercidae
Source: the annotation of a GenBank genome assembly
AUGAGUAUCGGAUUUGUAACAGCUUCGGGGAAAGGCGUAACGGUGAGCGAGAAAGCACUUCAGAAGGCGCGUCAUUUCUUCGAACUUCUCGACAACGAUGGCAAUGACAGUUUUAUUCGGACCACUGCUGGAAAUACUGAUAAGGCUCAUUGUAGUAAUGUGGAAAAUGGUGAUUCGGUGCUACUUACUUCCCCUUUGAGCGCUACACGACAAAAUUCCAAGCGGAUCUCGUCAACAUUCAAAUCUCCUGUGAUCAAGAAUCCACGUCUUGACAACGAUUCUGUCUGCGGUGAAAGUGGAAAUGUUACUCCGAUCAAGUUGUUGACACCAUAUUGCAAGAACUGGCGGUUGUGCAUCAAAAUGAGAUGUGUUCGAGGUCAGCAAAUAUUCUCAUUUCUAGCGGUGGAUGAUGGCGGUGUCGAAAUUCGUGUUUCUGCUUUUGGUGACACUGCGUACAAAACUGCUGCUUUAAUUUCCCCGGAACAGAUGUAUUAUAUUACUCGUGCAUCGGUAAAAAUGGUAAGCAGGAGAUAUAGUCGUAAGGAACACGAUAUGGAGAUUGUACUUCGACCAGAUAGUGAGAUCACAAAAUGCAUGGAUCGGCCUCACAUUUUGUCGCCGAAAGUGAAUUUUGAGUUCGUACGCAUCCACAAUUUGCAAAGUUUUAUAGAUACAGAAAUAGAUGUGUUGGGAACUGUAAUUAGUGUUGGUGAAAUGAAGCAAUUGAAAUCAAGAACUGGCGAAGAACUACAAAAACGGGAAAUACAGAUCGUUGAUGAUAGUGGUUAUUAUGUUACAAUAAGUCUUUGGGGACACAAAGCAAAAAUAUUUCCGAGCGAACAAUAUCAACAUGUACUGGCUGCCAAAGGGUUGCUUGUGCGUUGUUUUCAAGGAACGAUAUCCUUAGUUUCAAUGACAUCUAGUAAAUUGUUACACGAUCCACAUUUUCCCGAAGCCGAUGCACUUCAAGUUUGGUACAAUGAAAACAAGGACAAGACUUUCAAACCUGCAUCAGUGAAUCAGGUCUCGUCAUUUCACGAGCAUAGAUGGAUCAAGGAGUUAAAAUCCUCGCUAAAUGGUCACUUUUUCAACUUAACUGCAAUGAUUUCUUCUAUUUUUACAGAAAAUGCUGUAUACAAGGGUUGCCUGACUUGUAAAAAAAAGUUGCUGGUCGAAAAGGAUGGCGAUCUGUAUAUCUGUUCAAAAUGUGGUAUUUCUAACGAAUAUAAAUAUUAUUAUACUUUACAUAUGGAAUUAUUCGAUUUUACGGGAACUGUUUAUGUGACUGCAUUUGAUGAUUGUGCACAGAAAUUGGUAGGGGAGCAAGCAGAUGAAGUUGCUAAAUUCCUGAAAUUUGAUAAUGAGCGGUAUCAAUUAUCUUUCAAAAGUGUACUUUUUAAACCAUAUAUGUUUCGAGUCGGUGCACAAAGAAGAGGAAGCUCUGAUCAGUCGGCAGCUCCAACUAAAACAAAGGAAGUUUAUUUCUGGUCGAUAAAGGAUUUGAUCCCUAUGCCCUUCGAUAGCUAUUGUACAUUUUUGCAACGCACGGUUGAACAUGCUAGCCCUGGAGUAUCUGCAGAAAAAUAA